GUAAAUCCUAAAAUAUCACAAAAACUGAACAACACAGCUGUUCUUCUCGAGUCCUUUUUUUUGCUGCUAAGGACAAUUUAUUUCAUUAUUUCACAGUUCAGGACAUUAUUUCACGUUACAUGAGAUACACGUAUAGGAAGGACUUUUUGAUUGGAUCAAUAUAAAUACCUUUCUUCAUUCUCUUGCACCUCCAUCAACAUCUUUACAAUAUCUUCGUCAUUUCAUCACCUUUUCUGUCUUUAAUUUGCGCAUCAACUUCCUAGCACGAUGACUGUUCUUGUUGAACAUUGCGUCUCUGAUUCAAGAAUCGAGGAAAAGAAAACGAAAGAGGAGAGGGGUGAUGAACUGGUGUUGGAUGGAGGUUUUAUGGUUCUAAAAUCUAAAGAAACUGAUGAAUUCGAUGCUCCUGAUAUCAAUUUCCUGGGCCACUCUUUUAGGGACUAUGAGAAUGGUGCAAGCGAGAGACAGCAGGGUGUUGAGGAAUUCUACAGGAUGCAACAUAUUCAUCAGACUUAUGAUUUUGUGAAAGGUAUGAGAAAAGAGUAUGGAAAACUUGAUAAAAUGGAAAUGAGUAUAUGGGAAUGCUGUGAGCUAUUGAACAAUGUGGUCGAUGAGAGUGAUCCUGAUCUCGAUGAGCCUCAAAUUCAACACCUUCUCCAAACUGCUGAAGCCAUUCGCAAGGAUUAUCCUAAAGAAGACUGGCUCCAUCUCACUGCUCUCAUCCACGAUCUUGGAAAGGUUCUCCUUUUGCCAGAAUUCGGUGGUCUUCCUCAGUGGGCUGUCGUUGGUGAUACAUUUCCAGUUGGAUGCACCUUCGACCCGGCCAAUAUUCACCACAAGUAUUUCAAAGAAAAUCCUGAUAAUAACAUCCCAAAGUACAACACCAAAAAUGGAGUUUAUAGUGAAGGAUGUGGACUGGACAAUGUCCUUAUGUCAUGGGGUCAUGACGACUACAUGUAUUUGGUGGCUAAGGAGAAUGGCACAACUCUUCCUCACGCUGGUCUCUUCAUUAUUCGAUACCAUUCCUUUUAUCCAUUGCACAAGGCGGGGACCUACACACACUUGAUGAACGAUGAAGACAGAGAGGAUCUCAAGUGGCUCCAUGUUUUCAAUAAAUAUGACCUAUACAGUAAGAGCAAAGUUCACGUUGAUGUAGAACAAGUGAAGCCUUACUACAUUUCCCUUAUCAACAAGUAUUUUCCGGCGAAACUAAAAUGGUGAAAGAUUAAAGUUGGGAGAUCACUAAUUACAUAUUUUACUUGGAGGACAAGACAGAAGGUUGAUGAGUUUCUACUGCAUGAACGAGAGUUUAAAUUAUCUAAUACAAAAGUUAUAAUUUUCUUUUUUUCUUUCUUUUCGCAGUCACUUUAAGAAUAAUGUUAUAUCUUAUCAAAAUAAAAUAAAAUAAAAUAAAAUAAAUUGACCUAUA
Raphanus sativus (radish) is the source of this 1429-nucleotide messenger RNA. RefSeq names its product inositol oxygenase 2. The transcript is spliced from 12 exons. The record is from RefSeq and is a predicted model, not a curated record. Gene Ontology annotation, biological process: inositol catabolic process. NCBI's taxonomy places the organism in Eukaryota, Viridiplantae, Streptophyta, Magnoliopsida, Brassicales, Brassicaceae. Gene Ontology annotation, molecular function: iron ion binding; inositol oxygenase activity. Gene Ontology annotation, cellular component: cytoplasm. Bases 268 to 1221 code for a protein of 317 amino acids.